Aspergillus saccharolyticus JOP 1030-1 is the source of this 1039-nucleotide messenger RNA. Its product is annotated as putative dephospho-CoA kinase. The record is from RefSeq and is a predicted model, not a curated record. Lineage: Eukaryota; Fungi; Ascomycota; Eurotiomycetes; Eurotiales; Aspergillaceae. Bases 152 to 1039 code for a protein of 295 amino acids. The transcript has a single exon. Gene Ontology annotation, molecular function: dephospho-CoA kinase activity; ATP binding. Gene Ontology annotation, biological process: coenzyme A biosynthetic process.
UGAUCACUUCCAAGUAGUUCCCACAUACCAUACAUACACUGCAACUUACCUACACCACGAGACCUACUUGAAACUAGACCACCCACCCCGAAACCAAUUCAUCAAACAAACCAAAUCACCUCCCCCCCAGAGGGUACACCCCCAAAACAAGAUGCUCAUCAUCGGCCUCACCGGCUCCAUCGCCACCGGCAAAUCCACCGUCUCCUCCCUCCUCUCCUCCCCGCCCUACUCCCUCCCCAUCAUCGACACCGACCUCCUGGCGCGAAAGGUCGUCGAGCCCGGCACGCCCGGCUACCGCCAAAUCGUCAACUACUUCGGUCCCACCACUCCGGACCUGCUGCUUCCCGCGCAACCGGAGUCCCCAACCGACACAGCAACCCCCACCACAGCCACAGCUACAGCUACAGCUACAGCUACAGCUACUCCCACCGAAGAAAGACCCCUCAACCGCCUCGCCCUCGGCCGCCGGGUCUUCGGCCCCUCGGAGGACCGCAAGCGCGACCGCAUGAUCCUCAACAAGAUCGUCCACCCGCUCGUGCGCCGCGAAGUCUACAAAGCCCUGAUCCGGUGCUACCUCCAGGGCCACUGGGCCGUCGUCCUCGACGUCCCGCUGCUCUUCGAGAGCGGCAUGGAUUUGAUCUGCGGGACGGUCGUGGUCGUCGGCGUGCGGGAUCCCGCGGUGCAGAUGGCGCGGCUGCGCGCCCGGGACGCGCAUCUGUCGGCGGAGGAGGCGGAGAACCGCGUGAAGAGUCAGGGCGAUGUGCUGGGGAAGGCGGAACGCGCCGAGUAUCGGGGCAGGACGAGGGGGUUGGUGGUUUGGAAUGAUGGCGAUAAGAAGGCGCUGGAGGGGGAGGUAGCGCGCGCGUUGCAAAUGGUGAGGGCGUCGAGUCCCCGCUGGUGGGCUUGGGUGCUGUUGGUGCUGCCGCCGGUUGGGGUAGUGGUUGCGGUGUGGAAUCUCGGGGUGAAUUUCUGGGGGAGGAGGGGGUGGGAGAGGAGGGCGAGGGAGAGGGAGGUGGAGAGGGUGAGGGCGAAGAUUUGA